GUAGGGGAAAAUGAGUGUAUAUUUAUUCAAGUAUGUGUUGAUUUGAGCCAAAGACAAGGCUCUCUUUAAAGGCUAUCCUUUCUGUCAUUUUGAAAUAUUUUAAGCAGGGUGUCGUUUGUAGAGGGAGAAGAUAAAAUUAUAGUAGUAGGAGCAAAAAAGAAACAAAGAAAGUAAACUCUAGAGGAAGAGAGAGAAAGAAAAAGGGGGAGAAAAUAAUGAUGGCCAUGGAAGAAUUUGAGGCCUCGAAUUGGUUCCUUUGAUUAUUUGUGUUUUUCAUCUUCAGAGGCCUGUUAGAUUUGGUGGGGUUGAGAAACUGAGAUGGAUUUUACAGAAUCGACCAAAGUUGUGUACAAUAGAAUCCAACAGCUAGAGCCUGAAAAUGUCUCUAAAAUUAUUGGCUAUCUCCUUUUACAAGACCAUGGGGACCGGGACAUGAUCCGUUUGGCCUUUGGCCCUGAUACUUUGCUCCACUCUUUGAUCCACAAAGCGAAAUCUGAACUUAGCUUAAACAAAGCAGCCAUUUCUGUGCCAAUCUCACCCUCUCAGGUGAGCCCGACCGCUGUCACCGAUCUCCCUGUGCAGUUUACAACGUAUUCCCCUGCUUCAGCACGCGCGGCUUCGACUGCUGCUACUAUAAGAGCUGCAACUCCUUUCUGGGAUCCCCAAGUGUCUGCUGAUCAACAUGUUAAUGAUUUGGAAUUUGUCCCACCAGGUGCUGUUGCUGAAGAUUAUCGUCUCCAAAACCAAAUGCAUUUCUUGAAUAUGGAAGAUCAGUUAGAAUCUGCCAAUUCUGUUAGUUCCGAGUUUUUGAGUAAUUACUAUUAUUCAGAACCUGCAUUGGGUGCAAGAACCAGCCGGAGGUCCCCAAGCUUGCCUGAAUUUCCUGUUAAGAUUUGCCAUUACUUCAACAAGGGGUUCUGUAAACAUGGAAACAAUUGUAGGUAUUUCCAUGGCUAUCCUAUGCCAGAGAGCUUUUCUCAGCUUUUCGGCCUGAAUUCGAAUGAUGUUGGGAAUGAUGAUCGUGUAAUCUCUCCUGGGACUCUUGAAAAGCUAGAAUUGGAGCUCACUGAGCUUCUAAAAGCGAGGAGAGGAUUGCCUGUCUCUAUUGCUUCUUUGCCAAUGUUGUACUACGAAAAGUAUGGAAGGACACUUCAGGCUGAGGGGUACCUUACAGAGAGCCAAAGACACGGUAAGGCAGGUUAUAGUCUGACGAAACUUCUUGCUCGAUUGAAGAACAGCAUUCGUCUCAUUGACAGGCCUCAUGGGCAGCACUCAGUGAUAUUGGCAGAAGAUGCUCCAAAGUACCUGGAGACUUCUGGCGAGAGGAGUGAUCCUGGUGGAAUAGUUGCUGGUUCUAGGCAGAUAUAUCUUACCUUCCCAGCUGAGAGUACCUUUACAGAACAAGACGUUUCCAACUACUUCAACAAAUUCGGACCUGUUCAAGAUGUCAGGAUUCCAUGCCAACAAAAGAGGAUGUUCGGGUUUGUCACUUUUGUUUAUGCUGAGACAGUGAAGCUAAUUUUGGCUAAAGGAAAUCCUCAUUUUGUAUGUGGGGCUCGUGUUCUGGUAAAACCUUACAGAGAAAAGUCAAGGCUUGUUGACAGGAAGUAUACCGAGAAAGUACAGCAUCCUAUGUAUUACAGUCCACACUUUAUAGAUGGAGAAAUGGAGCUUCAAUCAACGCCAAGAGUUUGUGAUCAUGCAAGAAUAUUUCGAAAGCAGCUUAUUGAGGAUCAUGAGCAAACACUGGAGUUUGAGAGAAGGCGUUUCUCAGAGUUGCAUUUAGCCCCCAAGCAACAAUCGACUAAUCACUCCUAUUUUGGCUACUCAAUUGAUGAACUGACACUCACAGAUGCCUGUGCAGAGCAAGCAGAUUUCCCUUCUGCCAAGCGAUUCAAUUAUUUGUUGGAUGUUCUGAGCACUGAUUCCACCAGUGAGGAAAAAGUCAGGCAUACAAGUACCAAUUAUACUGACCAGGAUAGCCAAGGACUCAAUCUUCCAGAGAGCCCAUUUGCAUCUCCAAUAGCGAGUGGCAUUUCAACAGUUAUAUAGAGACUCAGACACAGGAAAAUCAUGAACCAUAGAGGUAGAGGACCGAAUUUCAACAACAGAAAUUUCUUUUUUUUCUUAUUAAAUUUCACCUCAACAUCAUCGGGCCGACAGCAUCUUCAUAGUUCAUACCAACAGAAGGAGAGAAACACUAGAAAUUCCAGUUUACUUCAAUGGAGAAGAUUCCAAAGAAACAUGAAUAUAGAAACUAAUAUGUAAUAGGGUCCAAGUCCUUUUCUGUUCUUUUUUUUUUUUUAACUAAAUUAAUAUAAUCACAAAAAGUCAGGCAGAGAGCAGUGGGUCUUUAGAAGAA
Durio zibethinus is the source of this 2362-nucleotide messenger RNA. RefSeq names its product zinc finger CCCH domain-containing protein 18-like. Gene Ontology annotation, molecular function: RNA binding; metal ion binding. The record is from RefSeq and is a predicted model, not a curated record. Lineage: Eukaryota; Viridiplantae; Streptophyta; Magnoliopsida; Malvales; Malvaceae.